Messenger RNA from Corylus avellana, 1410 nucleotides. Lineage: Eukaryota; Viridiplantae; Streptophyta; Magnoliopsida; Fagales; Betulaceae. The record is from RefSeq and is a predicted model, not a curated record.
AUGUCCACUAAACUUGUUAAGUGGAAUCAAAGUGCUGAUUGUUGCUCUUGGGAAGGCGUAACCUGCAACGAGGGCCGUGUUAUUGGUCUCGACCUGACCAACGAAUCCAUCUCGGGUGGACUCGACAAUUCAAGCAGCCUUUUCAGUCUUCAGCAUCUCGAGAGCCUGAGUUUGGCUUAUAACGACUUCAACCAUUCUCAUGAGAUUCCAUCAGAGUUUGACAAGCUUGCGAAUUUGAGUUAUUUGAAUCUAUCACAUGCUGGCUUUGCCGGGCAGAUUCCUAUUGCGAUUUCGCGCUUGACAAGGUUGGUUACCCUUGAUUUAUCUAUCGAUUAUUACUUUGAGUACAUCUAUCCACUGAAACCAAUGAAACUUGAGAGUCCAAAUUUAAAAGUGUUGAUUCAAAACCUUUCGGAGCUUAUGGAACUUAAUCUUGAUGGUGUACUUAUAUCAGCUCCAGGUAAUGAGUGGUGUCGGGCCUUAUCAUCUUCACUCCCAAAUCUGAGAGUGUUGAGCUUGUCAUUUUGCAAUCUUUCAGGCCCGAUUGAUUCCUCCUUGCGGAAUCUUCAUUCCCUCUCAAUUAUUCGUUUGAAUGGUAACAAUUUUUCUGCUCCAGUUCCAGAAUUUUUUGCAGAUUUCAAAAAUUUGACAUCCUUGGAUUUCUAUAGUUGUGAUCUGAAUGGAAAAUUUCCGGAAAAGAUCUUCCAGGUUCCAACGCUACAGACGCUUGGCUUGUCAAAUAACUUUCUACUUGAAGGUUCUUUGCCAGAAUUUCCUCCAAAUGGAUCUCUUCAAACCAUGGUUAUUCACGGAACAAGUUUUUCUGGGACAUUACCGUCUUCUAUCGGUAACCUUAAAAUGUUGUCAACAGUAGGUCUUGGGAGUUGCAAUUUCAUUGGAUCAAUUCCAGACUCAAUGGCGAGCCUCACGCAAUUGAAGUAUUUUGAUAUCUCAUACAACAAAUUCAGUGGAUCAAUUCCAAAUUUCAGCAUGUGCAAGAAUCUUGAGAUUUUGUACUUGAGUGGCAAUUUACUAAAUGGGAAUAUUCCAGAUUCUCUAUUUUCACAUCCAUCAUUGCAAGAGUUAGAUCUUUCCUAUAAUCAAUUUUCUGGUCAACUCAAAGAAUUUUCCAACGCUUCUUCCUUCUUGGAAUACCUUUAUUUGGAUAACAACCAUUUGGAAGGGCCAAUACCCAUGUCUAUCUUUGAACUCCAUGGUCUUCGAUAUCUCUCGCUUGGUUCAAACAAAUUUAAUAACUCCCUGAACCUUAGUGUGAUUCAGCAGUUAAAAAAUCUUUCGUACCUUGAUCUUUCUCACACCAGCUUGUUAUCUGAAUAUAAUGAUUUUAACUUUUCAUCUUUGGAGAGAUGCCCAACUGGAUCUGGAAACUUCCUAAUCUUUUUCACUUAG